Aspergillus saccharolyticus JOP 1030-1 is the source of this 1456-nucleotide messenger RNA. It is a transcript of the gene och4, whose product is annotated as putative alpha-1,6-mannosyltransferase subunit (Hoc1). The coding region runs from base 191 to 1285 and encodes 364 amino acids. Gene Ontology annotation, cellular component: mannan polymerase complex. Lineage: Eukaryota; Fungi; Ascomycota; Eurotiomycetes; Eurotiales; Aspergillaceae. The transcript is spliced from 2 exons. Gene Ontology annotation, molecular function: alpha-1,6-mannosyltransferase activity. Gene Ontology annotation, biological process: protein N-linked glycosylation. The record is from RefSeq and is a predicted model, not a curated record.
UGCCCAGACUUGGCUACUUGGCUGCGUGAAAUGUGGAGCAGGACCCCGAGUGGUUUUGACCAUAAAGAUGAGGUUAUGCGCUGCGCUGCAUUUCUUUGUUCGUUUGUUGCAGGGGUGUUAAAAUGCACUGCGCUGUCGCCGUUCCUUGACUUGCGUAGUUGACUUGCGUAGUUGGAGAGAAAGGGGCAAAAUGCCACUGCCACUCCGUCCGCUGCAGCUUCUCCAGGCGGUGUUGGCGGUAUGUGUAUUUGUUGCCUUGUUUCAUUCGGGGAGGACCACCACACAACAAGUCGAACAAAGACCAGCAUUCGAACAGAAACUCGCCCACCACCUCCACCUCCCACCAGAACCAGAACCAGAACCAGAAUCAGCCCAGAAACUCGAGCAUGAAGAAAGGGACAUGAUCAUCCCACGAACCAUCCACCAUCUCCUCCUCGCCAUGCCCAACCACCCCGUCACCAGCUUCCAUCCCACCGCCCACACCCUCUCGUGGCUGCACUCCGGCUGGAAAGUCGAGUACUGGUCGGAGGAGGCGUGCGUGCAGCUGGCGCGCGAGGUGGACGCGGAGGGACGGUAUGCGGCGGUCUUGCGGGGUUUGCCGUCGGCGGUGCUGGUGUCGGACUUUUGUCGGUAUUUGAUUCUUUUGGUGCGCGGCGGGGUGUACAAUGAUUUGGAUGUGCGGUUGGUGAGGGAAUUGCCGUGGGAGGUGAUGUUCCACUCACCAGGAUUUGGAGAGGAGGUGGAGGAGGAGGAGGAGGGAGGAUCGAGGGGGUUAUCUGAUGGACCACCUAGGGCGAAGGAAAUGGAGAUGGAGAUGGAGAUGGCAUCGCCCCCCGCCGUCAUCAUUGGCCUCGAAGGCGACACCUCGACCCCAGGUCUCCCACGGCCCCCGCAGUUCGUGCAAUGGACGAUGGUCGCCGCGCCAGGCCAUCCCAUCUUCGCCGGGGUCUUGCGCCGCAUCGUCGAAACCACCGAAGAAUACACCCGUCAGGCUGCACACAACCCCGCAGCGGUCGCGCCGGAUAUCAUGGCCUGGACGGGCCCCGGAGUGUGGACGGAGGCGGUGCUGGAGUAUCUCGAUGUCGACGAGGGGAUGUUGCACACCCUCCGCAAUCUGCAGCAUACAAUCCGCAUUAAAGACGUGGUCGUCCUGCCGAAACGCGGGUUCGCGAUCACGCAGGGCGAGGAUCAUAGUUCGCCAGAGGUCUUGGUCAAGCAUUAUUUUGCUGGGACGUGGAAGACCGCGGAGUGUCGGGUUUGGUGGCGGUGGGUUGGAUGGUGUUGAUUAACUUAUGCAUACUACCUUACUAUGGGGGGAGUCUGGCGUUGUUUGUUUGGCCUGGGGUUUGGCCUGGGGUUGGCCUGGGGUUUGGCCUGGGUUGGGUGUAAGUACAUAUUGCAUCUCUCAGGAGGGUUCCUACAGCAGGGCUCGCUCUCUGGCUGCAUAAUUGAUCGG